UAAAUACUAUGAGAAGGAAGCCCUCCUAAUGGACCCGGUGGAUGGCCCCAUCCUUGCAUCUUUGUUGGUGGGGCCCUGUGCUCUGGAGUAUACCAAGAUGAAGACUGCAGAUCACUUCUGGACUGAUCCCUCUGCUGAUGAGCUCGUCCAGAGGCACCGCAUCCAUAGCUCGCACCUGCGACAGGACUCACCCACAAAGCGUCCAGCCCUCUGUAUCCAGAAGAGGCAUUCGAGUGGCAGCAUGGAUGAUCGACCAUCCCUUUCUGCCCGUGACUAUGUAGAGUCCCUGCACCAGAACUCCCGGGCCACGCUGCUCUAUGGCAAGAACAAUGUUCUGGUUCAGCCGAGGGAUGAUAUGGAGGCUGUGCCAGGGUACCUGUCCCUGCACCAGACAGCUGACAUCAUGACCUUGAAAUGGACGCCUAACCAGCUGAUGAAUGGGUCAAUGGGGGACCUGGACUAUGAGAGGAGCGUCUACUGGGACUAUGCCAUGACCAUCCGCCUGGAAGAGAUUGUGUACCUGCACUGCCACCAGCAAGUGGACAGCGGCGGGACAGUGGUGUUGGUCAGCCAGGAUGGGAUCCAGAGGCCGCCCUUCCGCUUCCCCAAGGGAGGGCACCUCCUGCAGUUCCUUUCAUGCCUAGAAAAUGGGCUGCUCCCUCAUGGGCAGCUGGACCCUCCACUCUGGUCUCAGCGGGGGAAGGGCAAAGUGUUUCCCAAACUGCGCAAGCGAAGCCCUCAGGGUUCUGCUGAGUCCACGUCUUCAGACAAGGAAGAUGACGAGGCCACAGAUUAUGUGUUCAGGAUCAUCUACCCUGGCAUGCAGUCUGAAUUCGUUGCUCCUGAUCCCCUGGGCAGCACUGCCCCCGUCUCCGUGCGCCCUGCCUGGAUGGUGGUUCCUGCUGGCCGGUCCAUGCUGGUGGUGGCCCGGGGUGGUCGGUGGGUGCGAGCCAAAUGGGACACCACCUUCCCCGUGCCGGACCUGAGGCAGCAGCUCCCCAUCCCCCAGGACCUGAUGGAUGUCUCUGUGAGCAACCUACCAUCCCUCUGGCAACCCAGUCCCCGGAAAUCCUCCUGCUCAUCCUGUUCACAGAGUGGCUCGGCUGAUGGUGGCUCAUCCAAUGGCUGCAACCAUGAGAGAGCUCCCCUGAAGCUUCUCUGUGACAACAUGAAAUACCAGAUCCUUUCCAGAGCCUUCUAUGGAUGGCUUGCCUACUGCAGACACCUGUCCACUGUGAGGACCCACCUGUCAGCCCUGGUCAAUCACAUGAUCGUGUCUCCAGACUCACCCUGUGAUGCUGGGCAUGGGCUGACGGCCAGGAUCUGGGAGCAGUACCUUCAGGACAGCACAAGAUAUGAGGAGCAGGAGCUGCUACGCCUCAUCUACUAUGGGGGCAUCCAGCCAGAGAUCCGCAAGGCCGUAUGGCCCUUCCUCCUAGGCCACUACCAGUUCGGGAUGACAGAAACAGAAAGGAAGGAGGUGGACGAGCAGAUUCAUGCGUGCUAUGCACAGACCAUGGCUGAAUGGCUGGGCUGCGAGGCAAUCGUGCGGCAGAGGGAGCGGGAGUCCCAUGCAGCUGCCUUGGCUAAAUGCUCAUCAGGGGCCAGCCUGGACAGCCACCUGCACCGGAUGAUGCACCGGGACUCCACCAUCAGCAAUGAGUCCUCCCAGAGCUGCAGUUCCGGCCGCCAACAUGUCCGCCUGCAGAGUGACUCCAGCAGCAGCACACAGGUGUUUGAGUCUGUGGAUGAAGUGGAACAAGUGGAAGCAGAAUGCAGGCUGGAGGAGAAACAGCCCAAGAUCCCCAAUGGGAACCUGGUGAAUGGCACCUGUUCUCCAGACUCUGGCCAUCCUUCUUCCCACAACUUCUCCUCGGGCCUCUCGGAGCACUCAGAGCCCAGCCUGAGCACAGAGGACAGUGUCAUGGAUGCCCAGCGGAAUGCCCCCCUGGCUCUUCGACCUGGGGACAGCAGCGUGGAUGACGGGCAGAGCAGUGAGGCCACCACCUCCCGGGACGAGGCCCCCCGUGAGGAGCUGGCCGUGCAGGACAGCCUGGAGAGUGAUCUCCUUGCCAACGAGAGCAUGGACGAGUUCAUGUCCCUCACUGGCAGCAUGGACAUGGCCCUGCCCGAAAAGGAGGGGGCCGCCAUGGAGGGCUGGGGGGGCAGCGAGGCGGAGAAGCACAGCCAGGUGGACAGUGGGGACAAUCUCUCAGAAGAGCCCGAGAUGGAAAGUCUCUUCCCUGCCCUGGCUUCUCUGGCCGUGGCCACUUCUGCCAACAAUGAGGCGUCCCCUGUGUCUUCCAGCGGCGUCACUUACUCUCCAGAGCUCCUGGACCUGUACACGGUGAACCUGCACCGCAUCGAGAAGGAUGUCCAGAGGUGUGACCGCAACUAUUGGUACUUCACGCCCGCCAACCUGGAGAAGCUGCGCAACAUCAUGUGCAGUUACAUCUGGCAGCACAUUGAGAUCGGCUAUGUCCAGGGCAUGUGUGACCUCCUAGCUCCAUUGCUGGUCAUCCUGGAUGAUGAGGCCCUCGCCUUCAGCUGCUUCACGGAGCUCAUGAAGAGGAUGAACCAGAACUUCCCCCAUGGAGGUGCCAUGGACACACACUUUGCCAACAUGAGGUCACUGAUCCAGAUUCUGGACUCAGAGCUCUUUGAGCUGAUGCAUCAGAACGGGGACUACACUCACUUCUACUUCUGCUACCGCUGGUUCCUGCUGGAUUUCAAGCGAGAACUCGUCUACGAUGACGUCUUCUCUGUCUGGGAGACCAUCUGGGCAGCGAAGCACGUCUCAUCCGCCCACUAUGUCCUGUUCAUUGCACUGGCUCUGGUUGAGGUCUACCGUGACAUCAUCUUGGAGAACAAUAUGGAUUUCACGGACAUCAUCAAAUUCUUUAACGAAAUGGCCGAGCGACACAACACCAAACACGUCCUGAAGCUGGCCCGGGACCUCGUGUACAAGGUGCAGACACUGAUCGAGAACAAGUGAGGGCCUGCUCACCCGGGCAAUGUCAACCGAGCCACCACCCACCCGUCCAUCCUGCUUUUCCUCCCGGCCACCCCGGGAGCGAGGUCCUGGUGUCUGUUCAUGAGCAUGGACUUCAGUGCAAAGAGAAACUACCCCAACUUUGGCCACCAGGCAGGUGGGGUCAGGGGGUUGCCCCUUUGGUUCAGCCUUACGUUUUCCUGUUUGACCAUACGUUUUCCUGUUUGACCAAAGAUUGUCCAAGUCUGGGAUUUCUCCCUUGUUGGAAUUGGGGUGUGUCAGUGGAUGGAGGGAACAUUUUCAUGAGUCGCCUCCAGAAUGGUUGCCUCUCUCUUGUUCUGUCCCAAUCCCUCCAAACUGUUUUGUCAGCUGAGACUUAGGGGAGGGAGGUUUUCUGGGAGGGGGAUUGGUGUAGGAGAGGCCUGUGGGGCUUACCUCUGUACUCUGAGAAGGGCGUUUGGAGAUGUUCCAGAACAUGGCUGGAAGGCUGGCUUGGGGCAGUUUCUGCACCCUGGUACCAUUGACAUUUGGUCUGGGUAAUUCUUAUUUGAGAGGGGCUAUGUGUUGUAGGAUGUUGAGCAGCAUACCUGGCCUCUACCCGCCAGAUGCCAGUAACACCCCCUCCCAACCCAGUUGAGACAACCCAAAACAUUGCCAGAUAUUGCCAAAUAUCCCCAUUUGAGAACCACUAGCAUAGAGGCGGGGCUACAAAUAUAUCUCUCUCCCCACUUUUUCUUUACUGCCUAUGUCCUAAGACUUCCUCCUGUUCAGAAAAGGCACAAGGGAGUCCACAUCCCUCUUGGGGUCUAGACUCCAUUUGUUGUAUUCUCUCAUUUUUUUCUCCUCCACCUGACCCCAGGAGAGAUUUCUUUUCUUCUUUUCAAGAGAGGCCUCCCCUUGGAAGGGCAAUGGAGCAUGGGAAAUGUCUAUAGGUGUGAGACAGCUUGAGGCCCCUCUUGGUCCUGCCCAGGCACCCCCCACCCCAGGCCGGGCAGAGCGCACGUCCCCUUCUUUGGCUCCUAGGGAAGACCUCACCUCUCCUUCUGCACAUUGAGGCUGGUGCUCCAGAAGCUUGGAAGGUGUGUGUUGGUAAAGGCCACUUCUAGAGUGUCCUUCUGAUAGAGCAAUCCUGCCAAUUCUCUUCUGAAGAAUACACAGGAAUCGAGAGAAACAGAGUCAGAUUGGAAUGCUCAUCCCCAGCAUGGCAGGUAGGGUUUUGGCAAGGUUGGAGACUCAAAGCACAUCACAGUGUUCAUAGAAAGGAUCCAUUAGUCCUCAGUCCUGAGCAAACCAGGAGGGAGAGGAAUCCCUGCCUGUGGGCUUGUGAGGGCUCUUCCCUUGGCCCUAGUGCCUUUGCUGCAUCCAACCCUCCUAGUCCCUGACAUGGGGCCUCUUGAGCAGGACGGACCUAAAUGACCCUUGCCUCCAAGGAGUGUGCUCUGUGACAGUUGUAUCUCCUCGCUGUGGUCCGUCACCUUCCCAAGAUGGGGGGAAAAUGUGCGAAAGACCCCUCCAGAUCUAAAUUUACCCAGCUGCUCUGCUAUUCCUUACAGAGGACAUUAUUCUAGCAAGAUCCGGGUCGUAGACCUUCUGAUUCUUAUUUAUUUUUUCGACAGAGUAGUCACAAAGUACAGCACACAAUCCCUUCUCUGCCUUCUCUCUCAUGGUGUUCCAGAGAAGUGUCCAUGGUUGUGAUUUGGAACAAUUCCUAUUUAUUCAGCUUAAUUGUGCUUAUUUUGGUCCCCAUAUAUUGCGUGCGUCCUUGUGUCCUGGAAUCGAGUGUGUGGGAGUCGUUCUGUCUGUGGAAUGCCCUCCUCCUUUUCUCAGUGUUGCCAACAUAUCUUGUAACUGUUUACUGAAGAGUUGUGUCUAUAUAUGGAGAAAAAAUAUAUAAACAGAGAAAUGUGUGAAUAUGGGUUAUUUUUCAUUUCCACAUUUC
Molecule: messenger RNA, 4931 nt
Organism: Nyctereutes procyonoides (raccoon dog)
Lineage: Eukaryota; Metazoa; Chordata; Mammalia; Carnivora; Canidae
Gene: SGSM1
Product: small G protein signaling modulator 1
Biological process (GO): activation of GTPase activity
Molecular function (GO): GTPase activator activity
Source: RefSeq, a predicted model, not a curated record